CGGUAUUCAUACUUGUAGCGCAAAGUAAACCAAGCAGUCACUGGCACGUAUCAGGCCAUUUCCAUGGAUUGGCUAGUGUGAGAAUCUUUCUCUGUCCUCUCAAUGGCGUCUCCCAGUUCUGUUCUUCACGGUGGAUACCACCAUCCUCUGACUCGCUCAUGGCAGGCCGAUCGACACUUGAAAAAGAGCAUGCUCAUGUAUCCUUUGUUCAUUUCGGAUGAUCCCAAGGCAUUAGACCCCAUUCCUUCGUUGCCCGAACAGUACCGAAUUGGUGUAGACCGCCUGGAAGCCCUGAUUGCCCCAUUGUAUAAAAAGGGCUUGCGCUCAGUAAUUGUGUUCGGUGUGCCGUUGAAAGAAGGUGUAAAAGACCCUACAGGCUCCAAGGCUGAUGACCCUAAGGGUCCUACUAUUCUUGCUGUGAAACUCCUCCGUCGUUGCUUCCCUGAGUUGUUUGUAGCCUGUGAUGUGUGUUUGUGUGAAUACACAUCCCACGGACACUGUGGUGUACUUCGCGAGGAUGGAACCCUAAACAACGAUCAGUCUAUUAAGCGUCUGGCAUCAGUAGCUGUAGCAUAUGCAGAGGCAGGGGCCCACUGUGUGGCACCAUCAGAUAUGAUGGACGGUCGUGUGAAAGCCAUCAAAGAAGGGUUGAUUGCUGCUGGACUGGCACACAAGGUGAUGCUUAUGUCUUACUCAGCAAAGUUUGCUGGUUCUUUCUAUGGUCCGUUCAGAGACGCCGCAAACUCUGCCCCGGCAUUUGGUGACCGUCGUUGUUACCAAUUACCUCCUAAUGCGCGCAAACUUGCCCGUCGUGCAAUCAAGCGUGACAUGGAAGAAGGUGCAGAUUUCAUCAUGGUGAAGCCAGGCAUGCCCUAUCUGGAUAUGGUACGGGAAGCGGCCGAUCUUGCCUCGGACCAUCCUAUUGCCGUGUACCAGGUGUCGGGAGAGUAUUCCAUGCUCUACCAGGCUGCUAAGGCUGGAGUGUUUGACCUCAAGGCUGCAGUUAUGGAGUCCAUGACCGGUUUCUUGCGUGCAGGAGCUACUCUUAUUACCACUUACUACGCACCUCAGCUGCUUGACUGGAUUGAUGAAAGCAACGAUCUUUAAUGUCAAUAUAUAAAAAAAAUAAAAUCAAAUAGCGGGUUCCUUGUGUUUUGAAAAAUAUUAUUAUUGUGGAUAAAUAUAAUCACCCGGUCGGAGCUCAGGGUCAUCGUAUAAAUCCACUCGCAUUCACCAGCCUC
Molecule: messenger RNA, 1241 nt
Organism: Phycomyces blakesleeanus NRRL 1555(-)
Lineage: Eukaryota; Fungi; Mucoromycota; Mucoromycetes; Mucorales; Phycomycetaceae
Exons: 1
Coding region: 103-1107 (334 amino acids)
Biological process (GO): heme biosynthetic process
Cellular component (GO): cytosol
Molecular function (GO): zinc ion binding; porphobilinogen synthase activity
Source: RefSeq, a predicted model, not a curated record